This is a messenger RNA of Linum trigynum, 4378 nucleotides long. The record is from the annotation of a GenBank genome assembly. Lineage: Eukaryota; Viridiplantae; Streptophyta; Magnoliopsida; Malpighiales; Linaceae.
ACAUAAUUAUAACAUACCGAAUCCCGACGAGUUUCUUGAGCAGUAAACCAACUCCAAACCAGCUGAGAAAACGACUAAUAAAACACUAAUUUUUGUACUAAUUUUCUGUAAGGUAGCAACAAGGGAAGUGGAGGUCAGUAUUUAUAGGAAAAUUAUUUAGCAAUCACCGCUGAGGACAACGGCGGUGAACACAUCACUGUUUUUGUCCAAAGCGGUGAUAGCUAGGUAGCUGUGACCUAAUUUCCCACCUACCAGGGCUCUUAAACGUGUCAAUUAUCACCGCUUUAAUCCAUGGUGAUGAUGUGAUCGCUUUCGUCAACAACGAUGAUAAGGUCGACUAUCACCGUUUUGCAUAAACGCGGGGAACACAUCACCGUUUUGGUCUACAACAGUGAUGUUGAAACUGCUGUAUUUUGGGAAAUAUGUUUAUAAGUACUGUAUUUUGGGAAUUUUUUUAAUAAUUAGAGUAUUUUGGGAUUUUUUCCUGAUUUUAUUGUCAUAAUUAUGGUAUCCUCAAUUCAUGAUUAAGAUAUAGUGGUGAUUUUCAUAAAAAAUAAGAAAAACAGGGACUGAAAUGUUGACGAAGGUAGACCUCUAAGAGCGAGUUGUAAUUUCUACAUUAUCCACUGGGAUCGGGCCCGAGAAUCGUCGAGAAGGCCCACAAGCGUGGAUCCGAUGAAUCUGACCCGCAGAAGAAGGCCGGCCGGCCGUCAGUCCGUCCGACCGCUCUCAAAAUAUCAGCAGAUAAUUCGAUUCAGCUGGCCACCCGCCAUUUCUUCUCAUUACCUAUAGCCAGUUAAAGCAGUUGAGUAACGUUCCCACUUCAAUCCGUCGAUCCUCAGCCACUGAACAUGAAAGAAGAAGAGGAAGAAGAUAAAGUAGCAAUCCCCACCAACAAAACCUUCCAAAUUGGAUUCUCCAACUAGGGUUUUAGGGUAUAUUCUUCCCCCUCCCCCUUAUCUUAACCUUAUCUAUGGCAGUUUCCUCCCUCUAUCCCUUCAAUCCAACGCUCCAGUGCUCUCCCGCGGCGGCGACGGGGCUCGAGUUUCAGCUCCUCCGUCCAGUGGGUAAAAGGAGCUGCAAGUUCGUGGUUUCCUACACGCAUUCCAAUGCUAAGAUACUCAAGUCCAAUCGCAAGUCCAAGUUCGGCGAGACGUUGAAUCCCUAUGACAGUAGCGAUGAAGAGGAUGAAGAGGAAGACGAAUUUGAAUUCGACCACGGCGACGAUUGGCUGUUGAAUGAUGAAUUUGCUGAACCUUCAGUUCAGUUUGAGGUUGAUGGGAAGAGGGUUAAGUCAAAGAAGAAAACCAUUGCCAAACAAGGCAGGCCUAAACAGUCGACUGCGAAAACAAGAGAGAAAGCUGGUGUUAGAAACUUGCGCCACACGAAAAGCAAUCCAAAGAUAACAAGGAAAACUGCUGAUAAUAAUACCUACGAGAAGCUCUAUGAAGAAAUAGCGCUAGAUAAGAGAUGGUUUCCGUUGUUGGAUUAUCUAACUACGUUCGGCCUCAAAGAGUCUCACUUUGUCCAAAUUUACGAGAGGCACACGGCAUCUCUGCAGAUCAACAUCAUUUCUGCAAAGGAGAGGCUGGAGUACUUGCUGAGCGUGGGUGUGAAACAAAGGGAUGUCAAGCGGAUACUUCUGAGGCAGCCGCAGAUUCUGGAAUACACAGUUGAGAAGAAUUUGAAGCCUCAUGUUGCUUUCUUGAUCGGUUUAGGCAUUCCAAACUCCAGAAUUGGACAGAUCAUAGCUGCUGCUCCUUCCUUGUUUUCUUACAGCGUCGAGAAUUCGUUGAAGCCAACUGUUCGGUACUUGGUUGAGGAGGUCGGGAUAAAUGAAAAGAUCCUUGGCAAAGUCGUGCAGUUGAGCCCUCAAAUCUUGGUCCAGAGGAUCGAUAUUUCGUGGAAUAGCCGAUAUAUCUUUCUGUCCGAGGAACUGGGUGCCCCCAGAGAGAGCGUGGUAAAGAUGGUAACAAAGCAUCCUCAGUUCUUGCACUACAGCAUCUACGAUGGGUUGCUUCCUCGGAUCAACUUCUUGAGGAGUAUUGGGAUGAAUGAUGCUGAAAUCGUCAAAGUCUUGACUAAUCUUACACAGGUAUUAUCUUUGUCAUUGGAAGACAAUUUGAAGCCCAAGUACACGUACUUGAUCAAUGAACUCCACAAUGGAGUACAGUCCUUGACCAAAUAUCCCAUGUACUUCAGCUUGUCUUUGGACCAGAGAAUCCGCCCUCGCCACAAGUUCCUGGUUGCUCUAAAGAAAGCUCCGGAGGGGCCUUUCCCACUGAGUUCAUUUGUUCCAACUGAUGAAUCUUUCUGUCAGCAGUGGGCUGGGACUAGCGUGGAUACGUAUCUGGCUUUUCGGCAGCAGUUGCUGCUCAAGAGGUUUGCCGAGAAAUAUGAAAAGCAGGGAUAAUAGGUUAGUUUCAUUUGAGAAGCACUCUUUUGUAGGUCUGGUCUCUCAGUAAAACCUUCAGCAGCUUAUCAGAACAAUGGUUCUGCAGAAGCGUUUAGGAAAUUUUGGUCCAAGCUUUGAUACCCAUGGCUGAAUUAACCAUUUAGUGAGCAAGCAUUGCUGCAACAAUCACGAUUGAUCUAUCAGAGUUAUUUUUGGAAGCAAGGAGGACAAGGAUGAAUGUGCCAUUAUAUUUGUACAGUUAGCUAGAGAGUAGUGGUAUGUAUAUCAGUAUAUGUGUACUCUGGUUUAUAGCGGAAGCUAAUAAUGCGAGCUAAAGUGCCGUUCCUGUUAUGUGAUCAUUAUUCCAUGCGAUCUCAAUGGAUUUCAAUUGGCCAGUUGUGCCAUUACCAUAAGAUCUGUUGUGCUUUUCGUUAUUUUUGUUGUCAAAUGGUGUAGUUAUUGCAAUAUAACUUCAAGAUAGCUUCCGUAGAAGGUAGUUGAUGCCUGAUGGGAUGAUGGAAAAUGUAGUGUGUUUGAUAGUAAUUGUUUGUAUAAAGGUUGUUGAUGUGAUGAUGGAUAAUAUAGUGUGUUUAAUAGUAACUAGUUUUUUUGCCUGUGCUUCGCGGCGGUAUGAUUUACGUAAAAAUGCUUGCUUUAUUGAUACAUAAAAGAAAAAUGUUCAUUAAAAUUAUGAAUUGUAUUUAUUAUUUAUGUUACAAAAUGGUGUUAUGUAAAUUUUCUGUAAUUUAUAUUCUGAUAAUAACACCAAGUUAAGAAAAAGUAACACAACUGAUUAAUUAUUAUGUCAAAGUUAAUUACCUAAUGGAACAUUAGUGUAAUGAAAAUUGAUGGAUGGUAAAUAUUUUAAGUAAUAAUUAAAGAAAUUUAAUUACUAAUAAAAUAAUUAAGUUUUAAAAAUUAUCACAUUCGAUCAAAUUUUUAUGUAAAUCUUAUAAAAUCGUUGUGUAAUGAAAUUUGAUGCGAAUUAAACGGAAAAAAUUUUUUUAUGCGAUGAUCAACCAUUUAGUCAAUAAUAAUGAAAUUCUAAUUUGAAAUAAACCUGAUAGAAUCUUUGUGUAAUGUAAAUUAAUGAGAUGGUAAAUAAUUUAGUUAAUAAUAAAUAAAAUUUGAAUCAAACUCAUAUCAUGGAAGACUAUGUAAUACAUUUUUAUUUAUUUGAUACAUAAUAAAUAAUUAUCCUUUCAUAAAUUUUACAAAAUGUCUCAAUCGUUAGGAAAGACUUAACAUAUCACGUUAUAUUUAAUUUAUAUAUAAGAAAUAACUACUUCCAUAAGUUUGACGUAAUGUAUUUUUAAUUUACAUAACUUUUAUAGAACCGUAUUACAUUUCAUAAUUUUUGGUCUAAUAAUAAAACCAAGUUGCAAAAAUAUCAUAUUUUAUUAAACUAUUAUGUAGAAGUUAAUUUAUCUUACGAAACCUUUGCGUAACACAAAUUGAUGAUAUGGUAAAUAUUGUAGUUAAUGUAAUAAAAGUUUGUUUAAUCGUUAUAUAAGAAACAACUAUCAUUGACGUAAUGUAUUUGUAAUUUAUGUAAGUAUUACAUUUGAUUAAACUAUUAUAUAGAAUUUAACUUAACUUACUGUUAGGUUGUAAACCCGUGGGUUGACCUCCGGUUUAACUCUGAUUGACCCUGACCCGGUGAGUAAAAUGGAUCACACACCAGUUGGUUGACUCGUAGCAAAGUUCUAGUGUUAGAGGUCAAAAGAUGUCAUAUUUUCUUUUGGUUUGCGAAUUGUGCCUCUUUUUCCCUUCGCCUCAUCUAUCUUUAUUUGGAUUUUUUAGUUGAAUAUUUGAGAAUGUUUGAAUUUUCAUUACAUGUUGGAUCCAAGUUAAUGUUAUAUUUUAUUACCCAUUUGUUAUAUAAUAUUUGAUAUAAUUUUAAUGUUAUAUUUUAUUACCCAUUUGUUAUAUGAUAUUUGAUAUAAUUUAUAAAUAUGUGAAUAAUAUAAUGAUAUUUUUCAU